ACGUCAUCGUUUCGCGACAUACACCCGGAAGUGGAGCUCGUUAAUAAUUUACUAGAAGUGUUUGCGAGUACUUUUUAUGAGUAGCUUUAAGUUAAACGUGAAAUACUCAACGCCGAACCGCGUGGAACAUUUUGAAGAUGAGCGAAACAGAAAACGAGAAGGGUCCUGCAGCCCUGAGGGAAGAGGGGAACAAGCUUUUCAAGGCCGGCGAUCUGCAGGGUGCUGUGUCUUGUUACACCAGAGCACUGAAGCUGAGUGACAACAAACAAGAAAGCGCUGUACUUUACCGCAACCGAUCUGCAUGCUACUUGAAAAUGGAGGACUAUAACAAGGCAGAGACGGAUGCCUCCAAAUCUCUCAAUACUGACCCAAGCGAUGUGAAAGCCAGAUUUCGGAGGGCCCAGGCUUUCCAGAAACUUGGACGUUUUGACCAGGCCUUUGUGGAUGCACAGACAUGUGCCCAGCUUGAGCCCAAAAACAAAGCAUUCCAGGAUCUCCUCAGACAGCUGGGGGCAGAGAUCCAUCAAAAGUCACUACAGUUAAACUCCACAGAUGCACGUGUGCAACAGAUGUUCUCACUCCUUGUGGAUACAUCUGUGAAAGAUUCUGACCGACAAAAGGCUGCCCAAAAUCUGGUGGUGUUAUCUCGAGAAGACGCAGGAGCUGAGCAGAUCUUCCGUAACGAUGGCGUGAAGCUGAUUGACCAGCUUCUUCAUUCAAAGCAGGAGGAUGUUGUCCUUUCUGCUCUGAGGACUCUGGUUGGCUUAUGUACUGAGCAUCAGUCCAGAACGAUGGCAAUAGUGAACGAGCUGGGCAUGGAGCAACUGUGUGCAAUCAUGGGAUCGGGAGGCUCUGCUGUUUCACUGGCCACCUGCCACCUGCUGAAGGUGAUGUUUGAGGCUCUCACGCAGGGCAUGAAGAGGGAGAUCAGGGGAAAGGAGGAAGCUAUACUUCCUGAACCAUCCAAGGAGCUUCGGUCGAUGUUGCGUCACCUCUUGGAGAUGAUGCCAGCGUCAAACGUGUCAGGACCUGGAAGAGACAACGCCAUCAACCUUCUAGUCAAACAAGUACCCCGCAAGUCCUUGAAGAACCCAGACAACUCCCUGACACUAUGGGUGAUUGACCAGGGGCUGAAUAAGAUUUUGGAGGUGGCUGCAUCAGUGCCUGAGCUCUCAGAAGGGCCAACACUUACCGAGAACUCCCACAUGAGUUGCUCAGUCUUGCUUACCAAGCUUUAUGACGAUCUUCAAAGUGACAAGGAGAGGGAGAACUUCAAUAAUCUGUGUGAAGACUACGUUCGACAACACUUUACCCAAACGGGCCUUGGAGGCAAGCUGCGAGCCAUCCAGACCGUAUCUGUGCUCCUCCAAGGGCCGAGCGAUGUCGGCAACCGAACCUUGGAGAUGUCAGGAAUGAUGGAUGCAGUUAUAUCCUUAUGUGCCUCUGAAGAUGUGAUUCACCAGCAGAUAGCAGUGGAGUCUGUUAUUCAUGCAGCAGGUAAAGCUAAGAGAGCUUCCUUCAUCACAGCCAAUGGUGUGGCGCUUCUCAAGGACCUCUACAAGAAAAGCGAGAAUGACAGAAUACGUGUGAGAGCCCUGGUGGGGUUGUGCAAGCUUGGAUCAGCGGGAGGGACUGAUUUCAGCAUGAAGCAGUUUGCCGAAGGAUCCACACUAAAGUUAUCCAAACAAUGCAGGAAGUGGCUUUGUAAUGAGUCGCUGCCUCCUACGUCCCGGCGAUGGUCCGUGGAAGGCCUCGCCUAUCUCACCUUUGAUGCUGAUGUGAAAGAGGACUUUGUUGAAGACAGAAAUGCUCUUCAGGCCAUGUUUGAACUAGCAAAGUCUGAGGACAAAACAGUACUCUUCGCUGUAGGCUCCACUCUGGUAAACUGCACUAACAGCUAUGAAGUGGAAAAGCCUGAUCCUCAGAUGGUCGAGCUGGCUAAGUAUGCAAAGCAGCAUGUGCCGGAGGAGCACCCCAAGGAUGCAGCUGCCUAUGUGGAGAAGCGGCUAACAAAGUUGCUGGAGGCUGGAGUGGUUUCGGCAUUAGUGUGUAUGGUUAAACAUGAGAGUCCGGCUCUCACAGAUGCCUGUAGAGAAUGUAUCUCCAGGGUGUUCUUGGCUUUAGUGGAGCGACAAGAAGACAGAGGCACAGUAGUAGCCCAGGGUGGGGGAAAGGCUCUCAUCCCACUGACAACUGAUAACACUGAUGUAGGAAAGGUCAAAGCAGCACAAGCACUUUCCAAAAUUACUAUCACAUCUAAUCCAGAGAUUGCCUUCCCUGGAGAAAGGAUUUAUGAGGUUGUGCGCCCUCUUCUCAGUCUCUUAAAUCUUCACUGCACCCUGCUACAGAAUUUUGAGGCACUCAUGGCUCUGACCAACCUGGCUGGAAUCAGUGAAAGACUCAGACAAAAGAUAAUAAAAGAGAAGGCUGUGCCAAAAAUUGAAGGCUACAUGUUUGAGGAGCACGACCUGGUCCGAGCAGCUGCCACAGAGUGCAUGUGUAACCUCAUCCUGAGCACAGAGGUGCAAGAGCUGUACCUUGCCACUGGCAACGAUCGCCUGAAGCUCCUUGUACUCUACUGUGGCGAGGACGACGAAAGGCUGAGAAGAGCCGCUUCAGGAACAUUAGCCAUGCUGACUGCCGAGCAGCCUGAGCUUUGUGCUCGUAUCACCACAACAACUACCCACUGGCUGGAAAUCCUGCAGGCACUGCUACUCAGUGAAAUAACUGACUUGUGCCAUCGCGGUGCGGUCAUUGUUUUUAACAUGAUGCGAGCUGAGAAGAGUCUGGCAGAGAAACUUAUUGAGAGUGAAGUCCUGGAGAUUCUGUUUGUCUUGACAAAGGGAAGACAGGGCACAUCAGUACCAGCCUCAAAGGUAGCUCAGAACUGCCUAGAUAAGGCAAUGGAGUACGGCAUCAUCAUGAGUAGAGAGGGAAAGGACAUGCAGGAAGGAACUAAAGCUUAAAUCAGAGCAAUACCUAGUACCUGAACAUUUCAGCCAUUUCAAUGUUUUUCCUGCUGAAAUACUCCUAAAAGACCAAGAACUUCCUAAAUUUAGUAAAGGAAGCAGCAAUGACAUUUUAAUGUUAUCAUUUUGUCACAAUGUUUUAUACUUCGGUAAAAAAAA
Molecule: messenger RNA, 3128 nt
Organism: Syngnathus acus (greater pipefish)
Lineage: Eukaryota; Metazoa; Chordata; Actinopteri; Syngnathiformes; Syngnathidae
Gene: unc45a
Product: unc-45 myosin chaperone A
Exons: 19
Coding region: 138-2966 (942 amino acids)
Molecular function (GO): Hsp90 protein binding
Source: RefSeq, a predicted model, not a curated record